UCUCGUUCAUCAGUUCAGUGCGAACGUGUGAACCGAGCAAAAGCCCUUUUUCCGUAGCUGCAUUUCUGUGGUCGCAUUGGCAACCAACCAAAGUUUGUCAGGUAGAGUCAGUGGAAAAGAACUAAGAAUCAGCCUACUACCGUUUAUUAUUCCCUUCUCAGUCAGUGAGUUGAAAUAUGUCACUUGUUUGUAGUACAAUUUGAGGUGACCUUCCUGCUGUCAAUUUUAAAACGGAAACCUCGCCAGUCAGUCAGUCAGUCAGUGAGUGUACGACGAAUCUUCCUAACCCGCGUUUUCUCGCGACAGCACCGCCGGAGCUGGUGCGCGGGAGUCACUUCCCGUUGCGAUCAAAGCGGGAAUCAGCCCCAGGUCGUAGUAGAAUCGCUCGCAGCAGGACCUGGGUUAUAAUCGGUUGAGUCGAACGCGCGAUUUUGGAUCCUCCCCCGCAGAAAAGAAUUUGUAAUAUUUAAUACAAUAAAACCAAAAAAAGGACGACGUUUUUUAGAACUGGUUCAGGCCGUUGGUAGUUUUUUUUUGUCCGUCGACUAAAGGACGACUAAACAACAAAGUAGGAUCAUCAACCACAGAAGAAGAAGAACAAAAAAAAGUUGAAUUUUUAAUAUUGUUCGGCGCGUUGCCGUACCGAAAGCAGCAGCCCAAAGGCAAAAAGGAUUAACCCUAGUAGAAAGUUAAUUUUCCCCGUGUUUUUUUUUGUCGGUUUCCUAGACGACUGUAUAACCUAACCUAGCCGUUCGGCUUCUACUUUUGUUGGUCGUUUUGUUUUUUUUUUGUUUCUAAACGAAAAAGAAAAAAAGAAAAAUACAAGUGCUCAGUGAUGUGCUGCCGCCACCGGAAGCCGAUAUCCACCGACAACCGCGGCGGAAAGGAAAAGUUGGCGAAGGAAAUUGCCUGCUAAGCAGCGGCGCAGCCGUUCGUUCCGACCUUCGGCGUCAGCAAAGUUUUGCGGUCCCAGUGAAUUUCUGCUGAACGACUUAUUCUGAAGUGAGUGCCAAAGGAAAAGAAAAUAUUAUAAAAUAACCUAAGAAGUGAUCGACUAGUGGGGACUACCCGAAAAGAAACACACACACAGAGAGAGAGAGAAAGGUUUUCUGAACGAUUGGAAAAUGAAAAACUUCAGCUCCGGACGGUUCUGCCAGCUCGUUUUCCUGGUGAACGUGAUUGCCGUCAGCUACUCGCAGGUUGCCGCCAAAGAUGGCGACAGCGACAACGAUGCCGGGAAUGCCGGGUCCGUGGAAAAGAAGCAACACCCCAGCAAGCAACUAGCAAAGCACCGACAUCGGCGUGAAAACGUUGCCGAUUACGGUGGUGGAGGCCCAACUGGCCGGCGGCAGGAGACGAUCAUGGCCGGUGCCGAUGAUGGGGAAUUGGAAAAUUUCAUUGCACUAGCACCGGAUGAAGCGGAUAUUUAUAACUUUUCCAACAAUCUCAUCAACGCGGUGGAUAAUCAGGACCCGGCAGAUGAAAACGGAGCCGAACUGCCGCUGGAGAAUGCAAAUGAUGAUGCGAAUCCGUUUAAUGAAUUUCUUAAUCCCCCCCGCCAGAAUGGUGAGAAACAGGCGGAUUCGUCGUGGAGGUUGGAGGUGGAUGAACAGCUUCCACCGCCUCAACAACAGCAGGACGACAACGAAGUUGGCAAGAGUAAAUAUCUUCAACCGCUGAACCGAAGUCAACAACAGACGAGCCCGCUGCUAGCCAGCAGUAUUGAUUUCUUGAACUCCAUCGACGGUGGUUAUCUAAUGUCGAACGGGAUUAUCGACGAGAAAGGCAGACAGUUGGUGGAUGAUGGUGAUAACAGCCUGUCGACGUUGAAACCGGAAGGAGGCGAGGCAGAGGAGGUAAGUGACGAUGACAUUUUUGAACAGAUGCAGAAGAAGGCCAAGUCUUACCGUUUGAAGUUGUACAAGAAGCACAAAAAUUUCAAGCACAGUCAUCACCACAGAGGCGGAUACUAUCAUCCGGUGUAUCAACAUCAUCACCAUCAGUACUACCGACAGAAGAUGUUGGAACGGGAACGGGACCGCUGGAAGCAGCUUAACGAGCAGCAGUUGAAUGCCGGUUAUCAGGGUGAAAUUCGAUACUUUGACAGAUCUAAUAAAUUGGAAACCAAGGACGACAUAAAGGCACAUCUCGAUGGUUACACUAGCCGUGAGCAGUGGCCCCAUUUCGAUAAGGUUAUUAACUCAUUGAAUAAGGAACAACAGCAGGACAAUGUUCCGCCGUAUAUUAAAAAGUAUAACCGUAGAAAUAAGCAGUUGAUUGACCUGCUGGAGGGUACCAUUGCACCCCUGUCCGAUUACAGCCAACGUCAUCACGAGAGGAAGUAUCAUCGUAGAAAAAAUCCCAACUGGAUGGAGGAGGAUCUGUUUGAACAGCAACGUCCCAAUCAGAACAAUCUCGGCUUGCAACGGAACUACAUCCAGGAAACGAUUCAAUCAUCCACGGCACACUCGAACUCCCUGCCCGGUGAGGCAAUCCACAUCAUCUACGACAAAAAGCAAACGCAAGAUAACGAUCACGAGUACGGUCACCCGGCAACCGGUGUCGAUCCGAACCAUCCCUAUAAGCUAUCGUCCCGGGCCGGUCAGUUUGUGUAUCAUCGGGUAGCAUCACCACAGCCCAUCGGUGGUGGUGGUUAUGGGCGACUCAAACGUCAGCGGCUUCCCUUCGUGGCGAUCACCGAUCGCCGUCUGGGAUCUCCGCCAAAGCGUCGCGCCAACGCCAGCAGCAGUGAUCAUUCCGGCAGUAACAACAAUCUACUGAAUCACCAACCGAUGCCUUAAGCAAACGCAAGUCGCAGACUCUAACUACCACUUCUACUACUACUACUACUACUACUACUUCUAUUACUACCAUCCCAAUUUUAACCCGACAACACAACAGAACACAUUAUCACUAUCCGGCGACGGUGGUUCCCAACCCAAAAGCUCUAGGGGGAACCAUUUCGCGUAUAAGGCAGCUACUCUUUCUAGAAUAGUCCCUGAACAAAACAAACAAAAAAAAAACAAAAUUAAAAUAAACUACCAUACCUUUAAAUUUUUCAUCUAAUGCUGCGCGCUCUUUGCUGGCGACGACUAACACAAACAAACACACACCGGAACGAACACGAAAAUCCCGAGUGAGCUAACCCGGCUUUUUUGUUUUUGCGUGUACUGUCACUUGUCUGAAUUCAAAUAGCUCUGAAACGAAAAUGGAAAAUCAUUUGACAAUAACCACUUACGAGUAGUAACUCGAUUUGGCCCUCAACUGCAUUCAACGUCAACAAUAUAACGACAACAAGAGCAGAAGAAAAAUGUAUAACAAAAGUGACACCGUUCGAGAACAAAAGAGAAUCUAUUGAAAAUCGCCGUGAGACAGGAGCCAGUUUACUACAGUGAGGUCUCGUACAAUGCGGAUUCGGUUUUGCCGGAAAACCGCAAUAAACGGGACCCAGAGCAUUUCGGAAUUUCGACUGAUUGGUCAACAGAUAGAGCCACACAAUCUUCAGCAAACGUCAUCACGUUCUUGUUGUAGAUACUUGGACCAACAAUUUAGUGUAGUUUGACAGGCAAUUAGUUGAAAACUGCGUGAAAUAAUUCAUAUGUUUACAAUAGAAACAAAAAAAAAAGAGUUUGAACAUGAAAUAUUGCGAAUAUUUCAGCAUCUGGAAUCUUCAACCAACUUUUCGAGAGACUCAAAGUUUAUUAACAAGUUGAGAGCAAAUUCAGCAGCUGCACGAUUCAUAUGGGUGGUCUAUAAUAUAACUGAAACUGAAACAAACGAAUCCCCAGCAAGCCGUUUUAGUUUUAUUUAUUCGAACAGUUCUACUGUCAAAUUUAAAACUGGUAUACGCUGCCGUUCUAUUUUGUCGUGAAUACGACUUACUUUACUAUGGGGCGCCUUUUCAAAAUUUACCCUCUGAGAGAGUGAUAAGUUUUUGAUCGUGAAUAUCUCUUGUUGUAUCUAACGAAUCAACAUAAUUUUUGCUACACGCCAUCGGAAAUAUGAUCACAAUUUCAUGAUAAAAUUUUCAGUUGUGUGACAUGAUCUCAAACAAUUCAAAAUUAAACUUUUCUGAAAUGUUUGAUAUAAACGAGUAUCGAAGAGGAUUUAUAUAAUCUAAAGGAUUUAUAUAAUCUCAAUAAUCAAAAUUUUUCAACUUAAACGUGAAUAGCAACAGCGUUGAAGUAUUUCAAUAGCACACUAUUGAAAAACCUGGCUCAUUUGACCCAUGUCAACACCAGCCAAUCAGAACGCGUUCUAAGGAAGAGAACAAAAUAUCUGCUGCUGUACAACAAAUCGUUCGAGAAAAAUGGUCCGAACAGUGCUUAAUAUCGUAGUGAGUUCCCAAAUUUGGUCUUCUGAAAGGCAGGAAUGAAUCCCGUACAGCAUCCGGAUAGUUUCUUUCAACGAAAUGCAAAUCCGAAAUUAAAAUUCUAUAUGUUGCUAUUUUUAAAGCCGUUAGGACCGCCCAUUAGUGAAAGAGCUACACAUGAAAUCACGUAAAAAGAACAAAACAAAAAUUGGAUCAGUUUGGAUUCUAUCACCACUGCGAGCAGAUGUAUUGUGUGUCGUUUGCAAAGCUAGUUUCGCUUCCGACAAGAGCGAUUACGUCACAGCUGCCAGUUGUUUGCAUUGGUGAAAAACCAACGAAAAGAGGACAACGGUGGAGAGCAUCACACAAAAUCAACCGUUCUAAUGGCUCUAAAAGUUUUCUCAAGAACUAUUAGGAUUCCUUGCUCGCAAAUCGAAGGUAAAUAUCUUCAGUUUAGUGCAAAUCUAGAACUGUUUGAUUAGAUUUGUUCACUUUUCGCUGUGAGAAAUUCACAGUAAUCGAGAUCAAGUGAAGCCUUUUUUUUGCGAUAAAUGUGAAAAAGGGGAAUGCUUGCGUAAUUCAUACAAUUGAUCAACUAAUUGAUAUUCGGAAGUGUUAAGGAACAUGUCAGUUGUUUUCGUAUUCACGACAUCCAGUUAUGUCUCUGACAUUACCCACCCGCCUUUUUUCUAUAUUUGAAACACAGAUAAAACGCUGCUGGGGCUGCCAGUUUAUUUUGUUAUAAUUUCUAGAUUUAAAUUUCAAAACUGACAUAAAUUCUGUAUCUAGAACUAGAACACUCCUGGCAUGUUCAGGAGUGUUCUAGUUCUAUAAAAGUACUAGCUGACCCGUCGAACUUCGUUUCGCCCAAAAAUUAUUUGCUCAUAAAUUUUCGGACAUCAGAAUUGUUAAACGACUAAGUGGUUACAUUUCUCUUCAUCUUUUUUCUGAUUACUUAACCUACAAUUAACGGAAUUCGACACACAUUCACUUUAGCCCGAAAAAGAAAUAUCACAAAAAAAUAAUAAUGUGAAAAUGUGAAAUACUUAUGUUAGACUAAAAUUGAACAAAUGCACAGAUUCUCAUCUCAUCCUUUGAGUCAAUGCACUGAACAGCCUCUCUACUGGCUUCUGCAUAAUGGAUAUAAGGUGUCAUAUUUUCUGUUCUAGAUGUGAUUCUUGCUUCCGAUAAUCGAUAAAAAAGCUAUCUACUAACCACUAAAUUUUGUAUUCAUAAACCUAACACAAUGUUGAAGAGUUUCUCUCCUAGAGUUGUUCAUUCGGAAGGAUAUAUGACAAUUUGUAUUUAACAAAAGUCGCCGAAAGUUCGUAAAAACAAAUUUAGCUUAAGGGGAGGCAGGAUCUAACACUUUUGAAAAAUCAUUUAUUUUUUCUUUAUAUUUUUUUUAUAGUAAAACAUUUUAAGAAUAUUCUGUGAAAUUUUCAAGCCUAUCGGAACGAAACUCAGCAAGUUAUAGGCUUUUAUCUUUGUUUAUUUUUGACUACGAAGAAGUAAGAGCUCGGCAUACAGGCCCAAGAUUUCUGCUGCGAUUGACUUUAAAACUUGACAAAACAUUUUUGAAAUGUUUCAUUAUAACAUAAUACAAAAUAAAAAAUACAAUUAGACCCUACGGGCUCCCUAGAGUGAUAUAUUUCUUCCUUCGAUUUUUUCGAAAACCUUUGAACGCACUUUUUUGAAAGUAGGUUUUGAAAGUCCGUGUCCAUCGUCAUUCAAAAACUACUGCGCCAAUUUUUUUCAAAUAUUGCACACACUUUCUACAUGUAAAAUACUAGACAACAACGAUUUUCGUUUUGUUGUUUAUUACUUUGAGGACGUUUUAGAGCUACAAAAUGGUGGAUUUUUUCUUGAAAAUCAGCAAAAAUUAAUUAAAUUUAAAAAAAAACAUUAGAAACGUUGGGGUCUAGAAAAACGUCUACUCUAUCUGCUUUGAUUUGUUGACUUCAGAUUGGUCUGCGCUGAAAUAUAGUGGACGGCAAAUCAUAAUUUUUAAGAAGCGUCCUUCAAGAUACCUCUUCACCAACUUAUUCCUCAAUAUUUUUCAACGCAACGCAAAAAUCGCAAAUAUGAUGUUAAUUUCACCAUUUUCACCAGGGAAAUUUCUUAUUUUGACAUUAUCGCUUCUACAGCACAUUGUUUUCAUUGAUUCAUUCAUUAAUUUUCUGAUUUAUUAAACUCUCGCUCACGAUGACCAAUAUUAUUCAUAUAACUGCAUUGCAUCUACUGGUAAACAAUAUCAGAACUUUUCCUCCUGCCGAUGGUAUAGCUAGAAAAGCCAUACACAGUCCGCCAUAAAGUCAUUUGGCAAGCAAUAAUUUUGAUACCCUAUUAAGCACGUGGUUGGAAAUGGCGAAUCACAUGGAUCAAGCAUGCAGACUGAGACUUGCACACAAAACAACUUGUUGCGCGCCAAAAGAUUUUCUAACGAUCUAGUAUUCUUUUCUUCGACUGCCAAACAUUUAUGCAACUCGUUAUGCGCCAAACACCUAUCGAUGAUCUAGCAAUCAUUGACGACUUUUGUCGUGAAUACGACUUACUUUACUAUGGGGCGCCUUUACAAAAUUAGCCAUAUGGAAGAAUGGGCAGAACUUAAUCGUGAAUAUCUCGACUUGUAUUAAUGGCAGCAACAUAAUUCUUUCACUAUUUCAUCAAAAAUAUGAUCAGGAAUUUAGGAUAAUAUUUUGAACAGUUUGAGAUAACCACAAACAACUCAAAAAUGAAGUUUUCUGAAAAUUUCAAAACAACGCGGAGAACUCUUUACUUUUGCUUGGGGUUUUCGCGCCAGGACGACGAUUUUGAGGUAGUCAGGCACAUAUCUUCAACUGAACGUUAUAAAAGAGGAACCUUGGUCGAAAAUCGAUCAUUUCUUCUUGUGCGUUGGAUGGAAGCAGACGUCGAGGCCAAAAGACGCAUUCAAACAGCGGCAUCGGAGAGCGCAGCUUCUGCGUGGGUAAAAACCUCAAAUGUUCAGGUCGUAGUUCUCAUUGAACCACAUUAAACCAGUUUCGCAUCAUUUGGCACUGCGAGCGGAUGUGCCGGUUUGUACGCAAAGCUAGUGGUUUGCAUUGGAAAGAAAGAAAACAAGAAACGAAAAGUGAACAACAUUAUAUAAAAUCAACCGUUCCAAUGGCUCUAAAUGUUAUCUAAAGAACUAUUAAGAUUACUUCUUUGCAAAUCGAAGGUAGAAAUCAUCAGUUUAGUGAAAAUCCAAAAUAAUUUGAUUUGCUUCGUGCACUUUUCGCUGUGCAAAAAUCGUUCGAGAUAAAUGCUAAAUAUCGUAGAGAAUUCCACAAUUUGGUCCUUCUAAAAGGCAGAAAUGAAUCCUGUACAGCAUCUUGAUAGUUUCUAUCAAUGAAAUUUGCAAAUCCGAAAUGAGAUAAUCGACGUCAAAAAUCAUUUAAAAUUUUAGUAGUGAAAAGGGAGAAUGUUUCGCAAUUCACACAAUCGAUCAACUAUCAAUUCGAAUGUGUAAAGAAAUCGUGUCAGUUUUAUUCGUAUUCAUGACAUCCAGUUAUGUCUCUGACAUUACACACCCGUACUUUUUCAACGGAAAAUUCCAUUGACCAUACAAAACAACUCUAUGGAUUUUUCCCUCUUUUCCGGCAAAUUUUCCUAUUUUUUUUAUGUACGAACCCGGUGGAAGUAAAAACUGAUCAAACAAAAAAAGAAUCAUGUAAAUCCGUCCAUCCGUUCUUACGUGAUGCGAUUAACGAAUGAUCUCUGCAUUUUUAUAUAUAUAGAUAUUUCGGAAUCACUCCAUCAGAUGGAAUUAGUGAGCUUGCUAUGGUACAAAUUUCAAUAUCAAAAUUAUGUUCUAUAGUGCGAAAAAGGGAUUACAAUUCUGCCAAUGAAAAUUGAUUCUAUCAUAUCUUUACAAUUUGUAGUAUCUACAAUAAGUUUGCCGAAGAUCGUAUAGCUCUAUCCGUCGACCGAACCCGAGAUAACCGUUCACAGUCCCGAUCAGUCGAAAUCCUCGAAAUGCUCUGGGUCCGGGUUUAUCGCGGAUUCGUUUUGCACGGCCCCAGUGAACCGCGUUAUACGAGACCCCUCUGUACUAUCGAAAAGAAAUGCGGAAUGGGAUGCAGUGCAUCAGCAGCACGAGUUGAUCGAAAGACGGAAACUGCUUUUGUCGAGGUAAGCUUCCCAUUGUUGUUGGAUGUAAGAAAAAAAAAAACGGGAAGGGGGUUUGAGAGAGCAGAAAAAAAAAUUACAUACUGUCGUUUCUUCUCGUUCGAUUGAAACUCGACUCCCCAGGGAAGCCCGCCUCGGGGAAAGGCAAAGCAUAAUCGCAUUCGAUGACGGAAGCGGAAAAAAUCAUUCCAGUCAGCUAUCUGUCAAUUCCGAUAGAGCGAGAGAGGCAGAAAGAGGAAAAUGUGAUUACUGCUUUGAUCCACGGAUUAUGUGCAGCAAUGGCCGGCAAUCAGAUAAUCGAACUAGGCCUCAGAAGGUAAUGAUCUAGGAAUACUCUAUUAUUGCCAUUUGCAAUAAAAAUAAAACAAACUAAAACAGAAGACCCAAGUUAAGAUAAAGACGAUGACAAUAUAUAUUUAUUAAAAACUAAAUUAAUAACAAAAAUUUACCUAGUAAAAAUCAAAGUAAAAAAACACUAGAUCACACACCCACUUGAACUCAAGAAGUCAAAUGAAAACCAAAAAAAAACAUCACUUAUAUUUACUAACAUAUCAAAAUUAAUCUUUGACAAACCAACAAACAAAAUCAAAAUGGCGCCCAUCGUGUGUAUGCGCGAAGCCCGGUUUACUUUCUCCGUUUCUUGGCGCGGAAGUAUUACGCAUAACAACGCAAAGGCUAAGAAAAGCAGAACGAGGGCAGAAAGUUUUUGUACGUUAAAAAUAAACAAUAGACAAGCCGCCGACCAAAGGCACCAGAUAGAGGAGUCAAUUUGCACCUAGCAAGCAAGUAAGCAAAACAAAAAGUCAAUAUUCACACAACAUUCUUCACAUCAAAACCACCACCGACACUCCGAAAGCAAACACGAUUACACCCACACAUAUGCAUGCGCACCUAUCGACGAGAAAACAACCACGCAAGAAAAAACGAACGCCUACUGUGACUGCCAUUUGGAUUCUGGUCAAGGUUUUUAAUUUCUGCGUUGCGAUCUUUUUUUGUUUUGUUUUGUUUUUUGUUUUUUUUUAAGGUUCCGUUGAAGAUUUUUGUGUGCAUAUUUCAAAAUACCAAAUGGAAAUAAGUAAACAAAACAAAAAAAAACACUAAAGAUAACGAAGUCCGGCGGCGGAUAAAAUAUGAAAACGUGACAAUAAGCAAAUGGAACCACAAUUUUUCUAGCAUUUUAUAGGAAAGCUUCCCCCCCCGCCCCUUACGGAGCUGUGGAAUCCGGAUCCGGUCUCGUUCUUUUUUUUCCUGUGCUCUGAUUGCGAGCGGUGUUUUUUAGAAAGAGAAUGGAAAAAAUCGCGAUUUAAACAACUUUCAAAGGAAGGUAAAUGAAAAUAAAAUAAAAAUUAAAACAAAUAAGCAAUAGAAUUUGACAAUACCGUUUCGGAGGGAGAGUUCUGCGCAACUGGGGAAAUCGUAGGAAAAUGACAUUAAAAAAAAAGACCCUCGCAUAUUCGAUGUCACAGAAACAACAACCAUAUAGCGCCAUUUAUCAAAUAAACAAACAAAAAAUCAAAAUGGCUAACGGGGACAUUUGAAACGAAUCGUGAUACAAUUUAACCGAAAAAAUAAAGCAUGUAUGUGAAUUUAAAUAUGUUCAAUUCAUUUUUUUUCACGCUAAGUUUAACGAAUUACAAAUGGUGGUUUAAUGGAAGUGCAUCUCCGACAAAAUUCAGAACCGAACGAUGCUGAACUAACGGGAGAAAGUUAUAGUCAAUUUUCUACAUCAAACUCAACCGAAAUAAAAAAAGAAAAACAAUUGCUGCACAGCUUUCCGAAAACGGAAGGAAAUCCACAUACAAGCAAACUAAGCAAGAGAUGAAAUCACGUAUUGGACGCAAAAAUGUUAAACCAAGAAAAAAAUGCACUUUUUAGAAUAAUGAUGAUGAUAAGCUAUGUUAGUUUAUAGAAUGCAAAACACAACAAAAAAAUUACAAUAGCUAUUUUACUACUAAAAAUAAGAAUCCAUUCUACUGUAGAAUAAAAAGACCGCCUACUGGAAGCUAACCUUCUUAUGUACCAUAUAUAUAAGAGGCAACAAACAUACACACAUACUAACAGCCCAUAAUAAUUUCACUCACACACACACACAUACACAAAUAAACAAACGAAAAUGAAUAUAAUCCGAAAAAAGUAAGCUAUAUAUACUUAGAUAUGUCACUUAUUAAAACCGCAGCCAACGAGCUGCGGUCACUGACCCGAAAUUUAAGGCAUCUAUGCGUGAAUUGUGUAAAAACUAAAAGCAAAAAAAAACA
Molecule: messenger RNA, 10716 nt
Organism: Malaya genurostris
Lineage: Eukaryota; Metazoa; Arthropoda; Insecta; Diptera; Culicidae
Exons: 4
Coding region: 1125-2801 (558 amino acids)
Source: RefSeq, a predicted model, not a curated record